Molecule: messenger RNA, 5798 nt
Organism: Scatophagus argus
Lineage: Eukaryota; Metazoa; Chordata; Actinopteri; Scatophagidae
Gene: slc12a5b
Product: solute carrier family 12 member 5b
Exons: 26
Coding region: 1-3333 (1110 amino acids)
Biological process (GO): chloride ion homeostasis; potassium ion import across plasma membrane; chloride transmembrane transport
Cellular component (GO): membrane
Molecular function (GO): potassium:chloride symporter activity
Source: RefSeq, a predicted model, not a curated record
AUGACAGACUGUGAGGAGGGAGAGGGGGGACCCAACAGCCAGGGAGAUGGGAACCCCAAAGAGAGCAGUCCAUUCAUCAACAGCAGUGCAGCAGGUGAUGCCGAGAAGAGCCAGCAGUAUGACGGAAAGAAUAUGGCUCUGUUUGAGGAGGAGAUGGAUACAAGUCCAAUGGUCUCCUCCCUCCUCAGCAGUCUAGCCAACUACUCCAACCUGCCGACAGGCAGCAAAGAGCACGAAGAGGCCGAGAAUAACGAGGAGGGGGCACGUCCGUCUAAAAAACCCGUCAAGGCUCCACAGCUGGGCACUCUGAUGGGAGUGUACCUGCCAUGUAUCCAGAACAUUUUUGGGGUGAUCCUCUUCCUGCGGAUGACCUGGAUGGUCGGGAUUGGUGGUGUCUGCGGCUCCUUUAUUAUUGUCUUCAUGUGUUGCUCCACAACGAUGCUCACAGCCAUCUCCAUGAGUGCCAUCGCAACAAAUGGGGUUGUACCAGCUGGAGGUUCAUAUUACAUGAUCUCUCGCUCCCUGGGGCCUGAGUUUGGUGGAGCUGUUGGGAUCUGCUUCUACUUAGGCACCACUUUUGCAGGUGCCAUGUACAUUCUUGGCUGUAUUGAAAUUCUGCUGAUUUACAUCGUUCCUCAGGCAGCCAUCUUCAAGAUCGAGGGCCUGGAGGGGCCUGAGGCGGAGGCAGCUCUCCUCAACAACAUGCGGGUGUACGGUACCAUUGUGCUGAGCUUCAUGGCUGUGGUGGUGUUCGUGGGGGUCAAAUAUGUGAACAAACUGGCACUGGUCUUCCUGGCCUGUGUCAUCCUCUCCAUACUGGCUGUUUACGCCGGAGUCAUCAAAACGGCCAUCGACCCCCCUGUCUUCCCAGUCUGCCUCCUGGGAAAUCGAACUCUUAUUUCUAAGGGAUAUGACAUCUGUGCAAAGGUCAUUGAAAUAGACAAUGAAACUGUCACCACCAAACUGUGGAGAUCCUUCUGUGAUUCUGAGUACCUGAACGCCACGUGUGAUGAAUACUUUACCAACAACAACGUCACAGAGAUACAGGGCAUCCCAGGGGUGACUAGUGGCAUCCUGGCAGAGAACCUGUUUGGUAACUAUCUGGAGAAAGGGACAAUUCUUGAGAAGCGUGGGCUUUCGGCAGUCAUGGAUAAAGACAGUCCCACAACAAGCUCCAACCGUUAUGUCCUGGCCGACAUCACCAGCUUCUUCACUCUGCUUGUUGGGAUAUAUUUCCCAUCUGUCACAGGUAUCAUGGCGGGCUCCAAUCGUUCUGGAGAUUUGCGCGAUGCCCAGAAGUCGAUCCCCAUUGGAACGAUUGCAGCCAUCACCACCACAUCUACUGUGUACAUGUCUUGUGUGGUGCUCUUCGGUGCCUGUAUUGAAGGAGUAGUGCUAAGGGACAAGUUCGGUGAAGGGGUCAGCGGUAACCUGGUGAUUGGGACUCUGGCAUGGCCGUCUCCGUGGGUCAUCGUGUUUGGCUCCUUCUUUUCCACUUGCGGAGCUGGGCUGCAGAGUCUGACUGGAGCUCCCCGUCUCCUACAAGCCAUCUCUCGAGAUGGCAUCAUCCCGUUUCUCAGAGUAUUUGGGCAUGGCAAAGCUAACGGGGAGCCCACAUGGGCCCUUUUGCUCACAGCGAGCAUUUGUGAGAUUGGUAUCAUCAUUGCCUCCCUGGAUUCAGUCGCUCCCAUCCUCUCCAUGUUCUUCUUGAUGUGCUACAUGUUUGUCAAUCUUGCCUGUGCCCUGCAGACUUUGCUGAGGACACCAAACUGGAGGCCGCGCUUCAAGUUCUACCACUGGGCUUUGUCUUUCUUGGGUAUGAGCCUGUGCCUGUCGCUCAUGUUCAUCUGUUCCUGGUAUUACGCCAUAGUCGCCAUGGGCAUCGCCACCUGCAUCUACAAAUACAUAGAGUUCUGUGGAGCUGAGAAGGAGUGGGGUGAUGGGAUACGUGGCAUUUCUCUCAGCGCUGCACGCUUCGCUCUCAUGAGGCUGGAGGAGGGACCGCCGCACACCAAGAACUGGAGGCCUCAGAUCCUGGUUUUGGUGGGUGUGGAUGCUGAGCAGAACGUAGAACAGCCUCGUCUGCUCUCUCUGACCAAUCAGCUGAAAGCAGGGAAGGGUCUGACCAUCGUCGGCACCACAGUCCAAGGAACCUUCCUUGACAAUUAUACUGAGGCCCAGAGGGCUGAUCAGUCUUUGCGUAAGCUGAUGGAGACAGAGAAGGUGAAGGGCUUCUCUCAAGUGGUCAUCUCGUCCAAUCUGAGAGAUGGGACGUCCCACCUGAUCCAGGUCGGAGGACUGGGAGGUCUGAAGCACAACACUGUGAUGGUCAGCUGGCCCCGAAACUGGAAACAGCCUGAGUGCCACCAGCAGUUUAGGAACUUCAUUGAGGUGGUUCGAGAGACAACUGUGGCCAGUCUGGCCUUAUUGGUCCCUAAGAACAUUUCCAGCUACCCGUCCAACGGAGAGCGCUUCACUGAGGGCCACAUAGAUGUAUGGUGGAUUGUCCAUGAUGGAGGCAUGUUGAUGCUUCUGCCCUUCCUGCUGCGACAGCAUAAGGUGUGGAGGAAGUGCAAGAUGCGUAUUUUCACCGUAGCUCAAAUGGAUGACAAUAGUAUCCAGAUGAAGAAAGACCUCAUCACCUUCCUCUAUCACCUGCGCAUCGAUGCCGAGGUGGAGGUGGUGGAGAUGCUUGACAGUGACAUUUCAGCCUACGCCUACGAGAAGACGCUCUUAAUGGAACAACGAUCACAGAUCCUCAAACAGAUGCAUCUGACCAAGAAUGAGAUGGAGAGAGAGAUCCAAAGCAUAACGGAUUCAUCCCGUGGGUCCAUACGGCGUAAAAACCCAUCUGCCUUGCACUGCCAGCGCAGUGCUGAGGAGGGAGCCAGCUUGGCAGAAAAACCAGAAGACGAGUGUUUGGCUGUCUCCAACCCAAAACAGGUACAGCUGAUACACAGUAAGAACGCCUCCGCGCCAACAAGCCCUACAAGCCCCAUGUCCCCCGGGGGGUCUGUAGGGGGAGUAGACAAGGGGCCGGCCUUUUUAUCGACAAACCCGGAGGCAGGCAAAGACCUCUUCAACAUGAAACCGGAAUGGGAGAACUUAAACCAAAUCGAUGUGAGACGCAUGCACACAGCAGUGAGACUCAACGAGGUCAUCACAAAGAAGUCCAAGGAGGCGAAACUUGUCCUGCUCAACAUGCCUGGACCACCCAAGAACCGUAUGGGCAAUGAAAACUACAUGGAGUUCCUCGAGGUUCUCACUGAAGGCCUCAAUCGGGUCCUCCUCGUGCGCGGAGGUGGACGGGAGGUCAUCACCAUCUACUCCUGAAGGCAUUUUAAUGGCAGCUAUGUGGACUCUUUCUCUUCCCCUCUAUCAGUCCAUGGAAAUCGUCCUACAGUCACCUCAGCAUCGACACAUUUAACCUUUUAACUUUUUAAGCACACAAAGAAUUACGCAACAGUCACCUUUCUGCUCUGGACUCGUCAGCUGAUAAGAACAGAUGAAUUUAUGGUUGGUUCUAGAUAGAGAUAUUUAUUGAUGCCGAGGGAAAUUCAAGAACAAAUUCUGACAGAUUCUUUGCAAAACAAACAAUUUUUCUGUUGUUCCAUCAGAUUUCUGUCCUUUCAGUGUUGUUUCUGGUCAUUUAUAACAGAGGAAAGCUUUUUCUUUGUCAUGUUUCGUUCUCCCUUAUUUUCUCUUAUUUAUUAUUGAUGUUCUUUAUGUAUUUAUCCAUCUCAUCAUGUCUGUCUUUGUUCUUUUCUGUUUUAUCUCACUAAAUGGAAGCACAUGAGUAAUAAUAUUAGAGUACUGAUAAUGAUGGUAAAUCAUGUACAUAUGUUCAACAGAGAAAAAAAAACAGAUUUGCUACUACUUUGCACUCAUUUUAGUGCCCCAAGUCUUGCAUUACACCAUCCAGGACAAUACAUGUGAUUUGCUGUUAAUGCCCAGGCAGUGAACAUUAUAAAAGCAACUGUCAUGGCUGGCUUGUCCUUGUUAUGGCAGGAAUUUACCCACACAAUAUUUGCUAGCAUUGCUCUCCCACUGCUGAGAGCAUGGCAUAAAUAUUUAAAAUUAAAACAAAAUGAUCUGAUGCAGAUUAUCAUGGUCACACACCUGAUUGUCUGACCUCAUUAUCUCCACUGUUGAACAUGAAUCAUGUAGAUUGAAUGGACAGUGGAGUGACAUGCUGUCAUACAGAGUCUUUGAAUACUGCACAUUUGAUAUUUAUUACCUCCAGUGUUUCGCAGUUUUCCCAGGAAGCCCAGAAACAUUCUAGUGCAGAUGUUGUGCAAGUAGAUCAGGAAGCAAACUGCACUGGGAUCUUCUUGUUAAGAUAUUUGAAUACUCAAAAUCCAAAUGUUUUGUCGUUUUGUUUGUUUGUUUGCUUUUACAUGAUUUCAAAAACUAAAUCAACUUCAACUCAUCUGAAUGUUUCUAUUCAGCAUUUCAUCUCUGAACAAAAACCAUCACCAUCACAAUAUGUAAUGAAGACAUACUUAUAAACAUUUAUAAAAUAAUAGUGUAAGUUGUUAAGGAGAAACUUAAUGAGUCAAAGGUUUUAUUUUAAAUUUUGACAUUUAUGUAAAAAUAUGAAUUACCUUGUUACUUACUGUAUCAUUUGUUGUGUUUGUAAGCAAACAUUUUACAGCAUAAGUCAGUGCUCAUAGAUACACACGUAUAAUGCGUAUAUCAUAAAUUUUAUCUUAGAGAAUUUAUUUUUUUUUUAAGUGUGGCUCAGAAAAAUAAUAAUAACAAUAAUAAUAUAUUUAUUUAAAUAUUUUCAAAUGCACUGUAUUUUAUGUGAGUAUUAAAGGAGUAGUUAGGAUAUACAUUUGUUAGAUGAGAAAAUACAUACAUGGCUCUCAGUUUGAGAUUUGAGACAGUGAGCUUAGCGUUAGGCUUGAAACAUCUGGCACAGCUGUGAUGAAAGGUGCCUACCAGCAAAGUAUUAAGGUGACACUGGACACAGUAUUGGAAGCAGGGCCCUGUUUGUUGUUAUGCUGACUUGCACAGUGGGGCAUGAGGACAGAAAAGUUUGACUUCUUUGGUGUAAAAUUACCAGGAUCUUCUGCAUAGCUUCUGGCUUAUUGGUGCCAUACAGUAUUUUACCGUAAUUUUAAAUCUGCUUCUAGCAAAAAAAAAGAAAAUCAUUUCAGCAUCUUUUCCAGGAGAUCAUAGAGCUUGUACGUAUCUUUUAGAUUUAUGAUAUACAUGUAUUGUUUUCAACGCAGUAGCAUAUACCUCACCUCACCUCAUUGUAUUGAUAUGUCUUACUUUUGGUGAAUAUCUGUGCAGCCCUCAGUGUUUCCCUUAUAACUCUGAAAAGUGUGAGUGCAUACAUUUAGCACCAAGAAAAACUGUAUUUACUUUUGACUUUACGAGAAAAUGGAGUAGUUCUACAGACUGAUACACUGGUAACUGGCCUGCAAAAGUUUUUUAACUCCUUCAUUCAGAGUGUGUGUUCAUGUUGUGACUACAUGCCUGUAUGCCGUAUGUCUGUGUGUGAACCUGAGACUCAUAUGAGUGAGGACAGUGUGUGUAAUUUAACAGCAAGAUGGACGUCUGUAAACAGAUCUGUGAUUUUAGGCUUAGAGACAAAGCUUGUCAUUGGUGUUGAAACAGAUUUUAUAGAUAGAGUAGGCCGUUUGUAUUGUCUUUUAAAAUAAUGAACAAACUUUAUUUUAUGUUCUACCAUGUCUUAUACAAUUAUGUACGAGUAAUGGUUGAAAGAGACCAUUUUAUAUGUUGGCACAAAAUGCAAUAAACAAAAUCAUUUUAAUACAACAGUGACA